Bathycoccus prasinos is the source of this 2220-nucleotide messenger RNA. Its product is annotated as DNA polymerase lambda. The coding region runs from base 1 to 2220 and encodes 739 amino acids. Gene Ontology annotation, biological process: double-strand break repair via nonhomologous end joining. The transcript has a single exon. Gene Ontology annotation, molecular function: DNA-directed DNA polymerase activity; DNA binding. Gene Ontology annotation, cellular component: nucleus. NCBI's taxonomy places the organism in Eukaryota, Viridiplantae, Chlorophyta, Mamiellophyceae, Mamiellales, Bathycoccaceae. The record is from RefSeq and is a predicted model, not a curated record.
AUGCGCAAGACGAAAGAGCGACAAAUUAGGAAGCAAAAAGAAGAAGAGAAAGAUGGCGAUGAUGAGUAUACGGAGACUGUGAAGCCCGAUGUAAAACUUCCUAAACAAAAAGCGUUUCGUGUCGACGCGACGCCGACGACGGUGGGAAACAAUAGCAUAAGUAACACGGCGAAGACAACAACAACAAUAAAUACAUCAAAGGACGUAGAAGUUACGGCGUCAAUGCAAACAUCAGACAUCGUGUUGAAUGAAAAAUCUGUUUACGGUGUUUUGGACGAGAAUAUGUCGCGAAAGAAGAGCGCAAGAGAACCUUAUCGCACGCUACGCGAAAGCGUUAUGAGGGACGAGCGAAGAAAGCGGAAGAAAACGUCUUUGAAGGAUGCGGGCAACGACGACGACGACGAAAUCCUGUUUGUUGUUUACAUAGAUUCUAGCGUAGGUAAAACAAGGUUCGACAUAUUUGCAAAAAACGUUCCAGAAAAGCUCGGAGGGCUAGUCGUUUCUCAUGUGGAAAAGUCGAUAAUUGAUUCAAACGCGCUUUUAGUUGGGAGUCUCGUUGUGAACGACGCCACAAGAGGUGGAAAACAUAAAUCCAAGAUCGAGCCAAAGAAAAAGAAAAAGAGGAAGGGAAAGAAAGAAGACGAGGAGAUUGGCGUCUCGCACGUAGUUACUACGAAAGAAGGAUUUGCCAAGUACGAAAAGAGUGUGCCGGAUGAGUGCGUGACCAAGUUUGUAUCUCCGGAAUACCUCGCGGCGUGCUUGAAAGAGAAGAAGAUUAUUGUACCCAUCGAAGAGAAAUGGUCCUUUGCCGCAGUUGCGGACGCAAAGAUAUCGCCGAUCGAGAAACCAACGCCAGAAAUGCCGAAAGGAGAGAGCAAAGAGAAGAAAGAGAAGAGAGGAGAAGAAAGUCAUCACGAUGAAGAAAUCUUGACUCUGAUGGAACUCGCGCAAAUUUCGCUCGAGCAGGCUCGCGUCGCACUGGUACAUUUUGGAUAUUCGUUAGAAGUUGCAGUAGAAGCUUUUCUGGAAGGCAAGGUUUCCUUCACGGAGAUUAAUGGUGAGCAGACGCUGGUUGAAAACGCAUCCAAGCAAGCGUCCAUGGAAAGCGACGUUCGGCAGAACUACUAUCACAGCUUGGAAAAUAUGAAGAAAAUCAAGAAGCAUUUCAUGUGUCAACCUGCAGAACGCGUUGGAAACCAGGACGCCAACAAGUCACUCAUCGAUAUGUUCUCGAAUUAUGGAGCAUUGCUUCAGGAUAUGUACCCAGAUAACAAGCAACAAAGAGGGCGGGGGAAUGCGUAUGUUAAAAUCGCGCGUUUGCUGGAGAGCACGCCGUACGAGUUGACGCCAAACAACAUCGACGAUUUCAUUGAGAAGAACAGGCGCGGAGGUCAAGGCAUGGGAGAGAGCAUGUGUAAUAAGCUCAAGUACGCCGUCUCGUUUAAAGUUUUACCGGAAUAUGAGGCGUUUUUGAAGGAUCCUUCCGUCAUCGCGGUGAAAGACAUGUCUCGAGUGCACGGAAUUGGAACAAAAACAGCGUACAAAUUUUAUGAGCGAUUUAACUUGAAGUCGGUUGAGGAUUUGCGCGCGCUUCUGUCCAGUGGCGAUCCAAACAAUAUUCUGAAGAACGAUAUGCGCAUCAGCUUGAAAUAUCUUGAGGAUUUGGAAGAUCGCAUUCCGCGGGAAGAAGCGAAAGAGAUUGGCGAUUUCGUCCGCGAAAGCGUCGAGAAUAUUGUGAAAGGCGCUCAAGUUGAAGUUGCUGGUUCGUAUCGACGAGGAAAGCCGACGUGCGGUGACGUCGACGUUUUGGUGUGUUUAAAAGAGAAUCAAAAGAAAGAUGGUGUGUUGCAAAAUAUCGUCGACGAUAUCGAUCGAAGAGGCUUGAUUUCGGCGAGAUUGUCGCAAGGCACGUUCGGGCAAGAUAACUUCAUGGGUGUCUGCAAGCUCCCGGACGGCAAAGAAAACCGCAAACACCGCAGACUUGACAUCAAAAUAUACGAGCCCAAACAGUUCGCGACGGCGUUGCUAUAUUUUACGGGUAGUGGCCGCUUCAACCGAUCGAUGCGUACGUAUACGCACAUGAUGGGUUGGCAUUUAGACGACAAAGGAUUGUACAUGGACAGGAACAAAUCGAGGCGAGUAGAGACUGUGACCGAACAAGACAUCUUCGCGGCACUGGGGCUAGAUUAUGUGCGCCCGCAAGAUCGAAGCGUUGGAUAG